CGACGUAUGGAAGCUUACGUCGUAGGAGUGAGCAGUGCAGAACGCGAAAGGCGGGGGAGACGUUUAUUUCUGUUCCCCUUGACUUAUGGCGGCCAAGAGGUUGCAAUGAUAUAUGAUCGCUCGCAGCUGUCCUACUCUUAUAAAGGUACUUGUACAUGCACCUCACCCCCGAUUCCUCGUUCUCAGGUAGAGUACAGGCGCGCCCUGUCCUUGUCAACAUCAGCAGGCAAACGGCAAACGCCAAGCUCCCUCCCUGAGCAUAGCGCACAAUGUCCACUGCAGCUGGACAUCCGCAGCAGGAGCUGUUGGCGCCAUCCGGGCUCGCCGCGCACCUCCGCGCGCUGACGUCGUCGACGGCGUCCCCGGCACGCGCGAGCGCGUACUCUGGUGUGCUCGUGCAGCUACUCGCAUCCCCGCGCGCCAAGGUGUCCCCCGCGGAGCUGCAGCAGCUGCUCAACGUCUACAUCGAUGCGACGGCCCUCGCGGACGUCAACGCCUCCGGCGGCGGACUCGUCGUAGGGCGCCAGGUCCUCGCCGACUUUGACCAUGCCAUCCGGCAGACUGCCGCCGCCGCCGGCAAAGAGAGCAGUAGCGGUGUUUCCGCCACGGCAGCAAGCGACGCAAAUGCCAUGAGCGUAGAUGAAGAUAGCCCGAACACUCCAGCCAUUGCAGAACUCGAGACGCGGCGCCAAGUCAUUCAGAGCGUCGUCGACAGACUCCAACAGCGUACGCAGGCGUUCGAAGAGCAGAUCACACGAUUGCGAAUUUAUCUCUGCACUUUGCUAGAAGCAGAGGAGGACUGGCUCGAAGCGGCCAAGGCGCUGUCGGGCAUCCCGUCGCUCGACGCCUCGAGCCGGUCCAUGACGGACCUGAGCCGACUGGACACGUACGUGCACAUCGCGCGCCUCUACCUUGAAGCGGACGACACGGUCCAAGCGGACGUGUACCUCAAGCGCGCUUCACAUCUCCUCACCGCCGCGCAGGACGCAGCGCGCUCCGGCGAUGCGGCCCACGGAGCGCAGGCGAAGGUUCUGCUGCUGUCGUACAAGCUUAGCCAGGCGCGCAUCUACGACGCGCAGCGGCGCUUCCUCGAAGCUGCAACCCGCUUCCACGAGCUGAGCUACGUGGCCGACAUAGACGAUGAGGAGCGUAUGCAGAUGCUCUCUGCAGCAGUGACGGCAAGCAUCCUGGCGCCCGCGGGCCCGCAGCGCUCGCGCAUCCUCGCAGCGCUGGUGCGCGACGACCGGACGACACAGCUGCCGCAGCGCACAAUCCUGUCCAAGGUCUUCCUCGACCACAUUGUCCGCCAGGCGGAGAUUGGCGAGUUUGAGAAGCUGCUCGCGCCACAUCAGAUGGCGCGCAUCGUGCCGAGCGCAAACGACAAGGCCAUGUUCGCCAUGGCUGAUGCCGAGCAGGAAGCAGCAGUGGGGGCUGAGGGAGGAAUCGAGAAGAAGCGGCACGGUCCCUCGACGGUCCUCGACCGCGCGAUGAUGGAGCACAACGUGCUCGCCGCCUCGCGCCUGUACACGACCAUCACCCUUGCCGGGCUCAGCAGCCUGCUGGGCGUCAGCAUGAUCGGAGCUGAAACGAUUGCCCGCCGCAUGAUUCUGCAGCGGCGUCUCGCGGCCGAGAUCGACCAGAGCGAAGCCGUACUGACAUUCCGUGAAGAGGCGCGUGUCAUCGGCGGCGCGAGCUUCGGCGAAGGUAGCGAGAUGACGAACAACGUCGCGGCCAGCGCCGGCGCCGGCGAGGACAAGAAGGAAGACGGCGCCGGUGCACUGGGUGCUGGCGCAGGCGGGGUCGACGAGUUGGUCGACGACGACUUGGACCCGGAUGCUAUUUGCACAAAGCGGUGGGACGCGCACAUCGCCCGCACUGCCGCCCGGCUCGAGGAUGUGUACCAGCGCUUGCUCAAGCAGGGUGUCAUUAACGCCGCUGCAUCCACCAAGGCAGCCGCAUGAGCGUAAGCUUGAGCGCACGUAUGCGCACACAGCGGCGGCGGUGGCUGUCGCCGCUCGUUCCUGCUCCCCAGCGAGCGUCAGUAUACGACCGCACCUUUAACACACCUAUGUAGCAACACCUUCCAACGAUGCACGAUACAGCAUUGCACAACACACUCACACGCCACUCUGUAUUAUACCAUCAGCACAUGCUCAUAUACGUAUCCGGC
Molecule: messenger RNA, 2170 nt
Organism: Tilletiaria anomala UBC 951
Lineage: Eukaryota; Fungi; Basidiomycota; Exobasidiomycetes; Georgefischeriales; Tilletiariaceae
Exons: 3
Coding region: 270-1961 (563 amino acids)
Cellular component (GO): cytosol; COP9 signalosome
Source: RefSeq, a predicted model, not a curated record